Messenger RNA from Rotaria sp. Silwood1, 1548 nucleotides. Lineage: Eukaryota; Metazoa; Rotifera; Eurotatoria; Philodinida; Philodinidae. The record is from the annotation of a GenBank genome assembly.
AUGGACGCAAAAAUGAAUAUGGAAUAUGCAAGUAUUCAAUUAACUGAUUUACCUGAUGAAAUUCUUAUGAUUAUUUUUAAAAAACUCGAUGGUGUUGAAAUACUCUACUCUUUAUUAGGUGUUAAUAAACAAUUAAAUAAAAUUGUACAUGAUCGAAUUUUUACUAGUGUAUUAACGUUAUUAAAGUAUCAUUUGGAUGAUCGUAUCGAUUCAUUAUCUUUUCGAAUGCUUAAUAGAUUUUGUUCAGAAAUUUUACCUCAAAUUCAUAAUAAAAUUCAAUGGCUUAAUCUUGAAACAUCAUCUAUGAGACGUAUUCUUCGUUCUACAUAUUAUCCAAAUUUAAUUGGGCUUGGUUUGUAUGAACUUCACAUAGAAGAAGCUGAAUAUCUCUUUUCUGAGGAAACUUUAAUUCUUAGAUAUAAAAAUCAGAUUUCAUCACUUAUUAUCGGUUUUGGUGCAAGUCCUGUAGUAAAUUCAACAGAAACAAUGAGACUUCUAUUUAAACUUAUCUGUGAUACAUUCACCAAUUUACAAUAUUUAAAUUUCGGUCCAUAUUUAUUAAAUUGCUAUCAACAAUUAUCAUAUGCUCUUUUUCCUCCAACUGUUUUUUCUUCAACUCUGUUAGAAUUACAUGUCAAUUUACAGGAUUAUAUUGAUUGUAUUUAUUUACUUGAUGGACGUUUUAAUCAACUUCAUACACUUUAUGUUUAUCUUAAAUUCAUUUCUACACGUCGAAAAAUAAAUAAUAAAGAAAAACUACCUAAACUAAGAUGCUUUUCGUUGUCCUGUAAUAUAUAUACAGAUAGAUAUGACGAUUUAAUUCUACCACUUCUACAUCGAAUGACCAAUUUAGAAAAACUUGAGUUGCAGUUUGUUUGUGAAAGAAAAACAUUUAUUGAUGGUGAUGAUUUGAAGACAAAUAUUAUUGAUUAUCUGUUACAAUUAAACACAUUUACAUUUAAUAUACAAUCAAUCAGUUAUGGUCCUAACAAAACUAAUUUACCAUCAAAUGAAGAUAUUCAACAAAUAUUCAAAGAUUUUAAAUAUAAUCAAGUUAUUUCUUGUGUUGAUUAUUUUGAAGAAUGGAAAUAUAGUCAAUGUCUUAUUUUUUCAUAUCCAUAUAAAUGGAAAUAUUACAAUGAUAUAACAAAUAAAUUUCCAGGUGGUUUAUUCAAAUGUGUUCAGACUGUGUCGUUAUUGGAUGAUCGUCCUUUUGAGCAUGAAUUUUUUCUUCAAAUUGCUCAAUCAUUUCCAUUAUUGAAAAAGUUAAAUGUAAGUAACCGUAAAGCACAAAAGAAUAAACAAUGUCACAAAUCAGCUAAUGAAAACGAAAAUUUAUCAAUUAUUGAAUAUCAUCAUCUUACUCAACUUGGCCUGGAGGAGGCUCAUGAAGAUUAUAUUGAAGAAUUUUUACUUGAUACAAAAACCCAUUUACCAAAUAGGGUUUAUCUUCUUGCUGAUCAUCGACUACUAGCAAAAGUGACACAUAAUUUUGAAAGACAUUCAACACGAAUUAAUUGUUCAAAAUUAAUACAUUUCAUUGUUUAA